GAAAACAGCCUUUUGCUUCAGACGACAGAUUGAGUCGAGUAAUCCAUGAAGUGGUACAUGCAUGCAUGAUUCAUGAACCUACAAACAAGCAAGCGCAACCAUUCAGUCUUUUCUUUCUCAUUUUGCUUGCUUGGCCUCUAGCUACAUCGAUUCAGUCAUGGCGGUAACAUCCUCUGAUGCGCUGCUGCUUGCUUCUCCUCCUGUGCUGCCAUGGCUCCACCGGGCAGGCCCAGCUGAGCCGGCGAGGAGCACCGAGGGAGUGCAGUUCUUGGACAGGCUAGGGGCGCUGGAGCCGCUGAUGAAGGUGCAGUCGGAGUCUGGUUUCGUGGAGUACUUCGAGCACUACGAGGCGCGCGGCGAAACGAGCAGCUCCGCUGCGCCGACGUGUUCCCGAUCCGUCUCGUCGUCGUCGAGCCUCCGGGGGCUUCUGCUGCCUCGCUACUCCAACACACACGCCCUCGUCGGGAGAGGUACUGUGGGGAUGCCCCAGCCCCCAUGCAAGAGACUGCUGGGUUUAGUGACGACGACGAGCAUCUAGAAAUUCUUGUUAGCUGGGAGCUUCAACAAUGGGCAGCGUCACUAUGCGGCCGGAGAGCAUCUUCGAAGGGUUGGGCGUCGAAUUACUGAGCGAAGCCCUAGGGGUGAUGAGUGAAGAUGUGGCGAGGAGGCUUGAGAGCCAAGAUGAUGGAUGCGGUGAGAUAGUUCCUGUGGAGCAUGGCCUUCGAUAUUCCUUGUCGUCACAGCAGCAAGAAACAGAUAGCAAUGGUUUAGAUGACAAGAACAUUAACAUUUGUGCCAUGGAGGCAAAACAUCGAAACCCCUGAUGCAAUGUGGAAGGAUCACACGUCUUAACAGCCAAAACUUCCCCAUCCUCAACCUCAUACAAAUGACUGCGGUGCGACUAGACCU
Phragmites australis (common reed) is the source of this 909-nucleotide messenger RNA. Its product is annotated as glutelin type-B 2-like. NCBI's taxonomy places the organism in Eukaryota, Viridiplantae, Streptophyta, Magnoliopsida, Poales, Poaceae. The coding region runs from base 158 to 538 and encodes 126 amino acids. The record is from RefSeq and is a predicted model, not a curated record. The transcript has a single exon.